AUGGCGCCGCCCAUUAUACCAGAAGUCGCCUCGAGUACACCGCCCUCGAAGCCGCCCUCCACCAAUCUGCAUAACCCGCUACCGCUAUCCGCGACCCAAGAGAACGAAGUGAAGAAGCUUUUCCAUGCCCGAAUACGAGCGAAAUGUGCAGACGAGAUAUCAGAGUUCGCAGCAUGCGCCAAAGGCCGCCUCUUCUCCGUCGCCUGGGCCUGCAAAACCCAACAGUUUCACAUGAACUCCUGCAUGCUCGCCAACUCGUCGCACGCAGAGCAGGACGCGGCACGGGAAGAAUGGUUCGCGGGCGUGCUAGAUCGUAGGAAGAAGAAGGCAGAGGAGCUGGAGGCGGUUGAGAGGCGGAGGGAGAGGAUUAUUGAGCUUACGCGGAGGCAGGAGGAGAAGGAGGCUGCUGAGGCUGAGGCGAAAAGGCGGGAGGCGGAGGCAAAGGGGAAGGCGGGUGGAUGGUUUCGAUGA
Messenger RNA from Cyphellophora attinorum, 471 nucleotides. RefSeq lists its product as uncharacterized. Lineage: Eukaryota; Fungi; Ascomycota; Eurotiomycetes; Chaetothyriales; Cyphellophoraceae. The coding region runs from base 1 to 471 and encodes 156 amino acids. The record is from RefSeq and is a predicted model, not a curated record. The transcript has 2 exons.